AUGGAGAGACUGCUGCUGUGGGUUGGGCUGGCACUUGCGCUGCAGCACCAUGGUGGUGCUGCCCAUAAACUGGUGUGUUAUUUCACCAGCUGGGCACACAACCGGCCUGGCCCCGCCUCGGUCUGGCCCCAUGACCUGGACCCCUUUCUCUGCACCCACCUGGUAUUUGCCUUUGCUUCAAUGAACGACCAUCAGCUGGUGGCUAAGGACCUCCAGGACGAGAAAAUUCUCUACCCGGAGUUCAACAAGCUCAAGGAGAGGAACCGCAGACUGAAAACUCUGCUGUCCGUCGGGGGCUGGAACUUUGGCACAUCCAGGUUCACUGCCAUGUUGUCCACAUCCGCCACCCGGGAGAGGUUCAUCAGUUCAGCUAUAUCCCUCCUGAGGACUCACGGCUUCGAUGGUCUGGACCUCUGCUUCUUGUACCCGGGACUGAGAGGCAGUCCCAUGCAUGACCGGUGGAAUUUUCUCUUCCUGAUUCAAGAGCUGCUAUGGGCCUUCCAGAAGGAGGCACAGCUCACCUUUCGCCCGAGGCUGUUGCUGUCUGCAGCUGUCUCUGGGGACCCACAAGUCAUCCAAAAAGCUUACGAUGUGCGCAGCCUAGGAAGACUCCUGGACUUCAUCAGUGUCUUGACGUACGACUUACACGGAAGCUGGGAGAAGUUCACGGGACACAACAGCCCCCUGUACUCUCUGCUUGGAGACCCCAAAUCUUCGGCGCACGCCAUGAGUUACUGGCGAGAGUGGGGGGCCCCCUCGGAGAAGCUCCUCAUGGGGUUCCCCACCUACGGGCGGACGUUUCACCUCCGCCACGCCUCUGAGAAUUGGCUGCGGGCCGAAGCUCUGGGACCUGCGCCUCCGGGGAAGUACACCAAGCAGCCGGGUUUCUUGGCUUAUUAUGAGAUUUGCUCCUUCCUCCGGGGGGCGAAGAAGGAGUGGAUCCAUCAUCAGUCCGUCCCUUACGCCUACAGGGGGGAGGAGUGGCUUGGCUACGAUGAUGCCACGAGCUUCAGAUACAAGGCACUGUACAUCAAGAAAGAGCACUUUGGGGGAGCCAUGGUGUGGACCUUGGACCUGGACGACGUCAGGGGUACUUUCUGUGGCACGGGCCCUUUCCCCCUUGUCUGUGUGUUACGUCACCUCCUGCGGCAGGCUGAGUACAGCUCAACAAUUUUACUACAGUUUUGGAUCUCAUCUGCUAUGAAUUCCUCAAGAACCAGCUCUGGAAGGCUGACUGAGACUGGGGUGCUGCCCACUGAUUCGAGGGGGCUGCUCCCACGGGGCAGGGGUGCAGCCACUGAGACCCAGAGAAAGGCUGAAACCGUGACGACACUCCCCGGAGGCAGGAUGGCGAGCCCUGCCAGGGGGGCUACACCCUUUGUGAAGCCCAGUGUGGUUCUACAAGGGAAGACAGAGACCCCUGCGGAAGGGAUCGUGACCCCCACGGAAGAGAUCGUGACCCCCUCGGAAGGGAUCGUGACCCCCUCGGAAGAGAUCGUGACCCCCACGGAAGGGAUCGUGACCCCCUCGGAAGGGAUCGUGACCCCCUCGGAAGAGAUCGUGACCCCCUCGGAAGGGAUCGUGACCCCCUCGGAAGGAAUCGUGACCCCCUCGGAAGAGAUUGUGACCCCCACGGAAGAGAUCGUGACCCCUGUGGCCCCUGAGUAG
Molecule: messenger RNA, 1668 nt
Organism: Artibeus jamaicensis (Jamaican fruit-eating bat)
Lineage: Eukaryota; Metazoa; Chordata; Mammalia; Chiroptera; Phyllostomidae
Gene: OVGP1
Product: oviductal glycoprotein 1
Exons: 11
Coding region: 1-1668 (555 amino acids)
Biological process (GO): carbohydrate metabolic process; chitin catabolic process
Cellular component (GO): extracellular region
Molecular function (GO): chitinase activity; chitin binding
Source: RefSeq, a predicted model, not a curated record